Dermacentor albipictus is the source of this 1088-nucleotide messenger RNA. Its product is annotated as glutathione S-transferase Mu 1-like. Lineage: Eukaryota; Metazoa; Arthropoda; Arachnida; Ixodida; Ixodidae. Gene Ontology annotation, molecular function: glutathione transferase activity. The record is from RefSeq and is a predicted model, not a curated record. Gene Ontology annotation, biological process: glutathione metabolic process.
UAGCGCUUCCCAUUCAAAGCGUCGUUUGAGGCUCGGCCGCUCGGUCUAAACCAGUUAGUGCCGCGCUCCGUAUCGGCGACAACCCGAAGUCACGCCGUUGCGAAAUCCAGCGCCCGCCCGUUGACGUGGACCGCCUGGGGUCGCUUCGGUCACCGAUCGCGCGUUGCUCAUAGGUGGCAGAGUGGGCGCAUUCAAAGUCGUGGAAAGAAGCGCGGAGACGUCGACCGGCUGCUGUCGGAACUGGGCGUGUCUUUUGUGUCAAGCUGUCAAGAGACACAUGGCUCCCCUCGUGCUCGGCUACUGGGACCUUCGAGGCCUCGGCCAGCCCAUCCGCUACCUGCUGGAACACGCCGGAGUCCCCUAUGAGGACAAGAGGUAUUGCUACGGCGAUGGCCCGGAACCCAGCCGGGACGAGUGGCUGGCGGUGAAGUACAAGCUUGACCUGGACUUCCCCAACCUGCCGUACAUCAUCGACGGCGACGUGCGGAUGACUCAAAGCCAGGCCAUCCUUCGCUACCUGGGACGCAAGCACGGCUUAGCACCAAAGGACGAGGAAACAGUCCGCAGGGUUGAAAUGCUCGAGCACCAGGCCUCCGACAUCGUGUGGGCUGCAGUGCGCGUCUGCUACAGUCCCGACUACACUGAGGAGAUGCGGGUGCAGUUCCUUGUCGACAUCGCCGACAAGCUGCGCCAGGUCGACACCUACCUGGAGAAGCACGGGCCAUUCGGCGCAGGGAAGAGUGUCACAUACGUGGACUUUCUCCUCUACGAGGCUCUCCAGGUACUCAAGACCAUGGGCCCAAGCACCUUCCGCAAGGGCUUCCCUGCACUCGAGGAGUACUGUAAGCGUGUGGCUGCCUUGCCGGGACUCAAGGAGUACCUGGCCUCUGACCGUUUCAAGUCCUGGCCCUUCUGGAGUCCCCACGCCAAGGCUCUUGCGGCGCAGAACAAACCACCCGCCGACGACUGCUGAGCGAGUCGGUCGAGUGAUCGGAUCUCCUUUCCUUGCUGUGAGCUGCCUUGCUUGAAGAAUGAUGCACUGCCUUUUGCGUUUGCUGUUUAAAAUAAAGUAUUCUUGCUUUUCUCAA